UUUUUUAUAAUCACUUGUCAAAAAUGCAUUGAACGAAGUGGCAGCGUCAUGUGAUGAAAUAAAAUUAUUUUUUUACGAAACCUCCUCUACGUUUAUGUGCAUUAUAUAGAAGUUACGGGUGAUGUUCACGAUCGGGAUAUUGGUUAUUGUCGGAAAUAGUGUUAUUGUGCCACUAUUUUGCGAUAUUCGUUGACACUAGUUUCCACGUGGUGAACGUCAGAAUCGGUCGACGUGUUAAUACUUGUCGCCGUAUUCCUUGUGCCUGAUAAAUUUAUUUGAAGUGAUGGAGACCUUGAACAUGGCGAAGCUGAAUUUAUCAAGUGUGCGAAGCAAUACCUCGAUGGACAAAGUUCCUAAAGCGGAGACAUCUGAUGCCAAAUCGGAGCCAAUAACGCUUACUGACCACGAAGAAGACUACCAUUGCGAGUACGUCGACGACAUAUGGAAGAGCCUGCUCGAGCAGGAAGCUGAAAGGACCACCAUACAUCUGCAGUCACCACAGCUAGAGUUCCGCGGCACGCUGGUGCAGCAGCUGCGUGACGUGACCAAGAAGCUCGGGCUGACGAUAGCAACGCUGCACUCGGCCGUGGCCCUGCUCGACCUGUUCAUGGACGCGCAUCGCCUCCGAGCGGACAGAUUGACGCACGUGGCGCUCGCGUGUCUCAGCCUUUCGGCAAAAAGCGAAGAGAAGUUCAGCAGAGCGCCAACACUAAAGACUUUAGCCAAGAUCAGCGGCGUGCAGCUUUGUGGCAAGACGUUCAGGCAACUGGAGUGGAUGGUGGGCCAACACGUGCGAUGGAGGUUAUUGGCGCCAACCCCCGUGACCUUCGCAGCGCUUCUAGCGCGGUAUGUGGUCACCGACGCGGAUCUCACCACUAGACACCCGAAAUUCGUGAGGCGCUUCAAGCGGGACGGGGCUAGGAUGCUCGAGGCUUAUCUGGAUUUGACGCUUUCUGACGUGCGGCUGAAGGUGGUGGAGUGCGUCGAAGUGGGAUGCGCAUGCGUGGCGUGCGCGCGCGCAGAGCUGGGCCUGUGCGCGUGGCCCGCCUGGCUCGCCGCGCGCGCCGGCCGCCAGCCCGCCGCCGUCGCUCCCGUCGCGCGCCUGCUGCAGCGAAUGAUGCAAAUACUCAAGUCACGUGACUCUACGGAAUCUGAAGUGGAUCAAGGGUACAGCAGCGCGAGGACAUCUCCGAACCUGACUCCGUGCACGUCACCAAGUCUCCACGUAUCGCCGGCAUCCAGCACGUCAAGCCAUUCGUCCAGAAACAUCGACUACCGCCAACGGCCGAUAGAACGAACCGAAAGUACGUACUCGAUACUAGAUUUGGACGAGUCGAAUUUGCCGAACGUUAAUAUACAAGAUUACUUUAGGAUACCAACGGUCGAUCCGUUGCAGAGGGUCAAUAAUCCAGUUGAGUACAGGUAUUGUAGGUCCCGUAGACUUAUCGACGCUAGUUUAGACCCUGUGCCAACUACUAGUGUGGCGGUCAAACGAGGUCUCGAGUCCAACGCAGAAUUAGAGAGGAAACGGUAUCGAUUGACCACGCAGAUGUCUCAAGUUGUUCUAUGAUUAUCUAGUCGGUGUCACAUUCGUGGAUUGUUCAUUCUGUUCAAUAUAAAUGUCGAUGAAGACCGCUUGUAUACAGGAAGAAGACCGCUUGGAAGUUUAUUCAAUGAUCGAAAAGGUGGUAAGUUGAUUUUUGUGUCUACAAUAUGUGUUUCAAAAUCUGGUCUGAUAUAUCUGGUUUGUACUACAAUAUUUACAAUUUUAUGAGAGUGGCUUAAGGUCGCCAUUUUGACAGCCUUCAAAACGCAGCUGACUAAUCUGGGCUGCGAAAUUAGAAGCUACGGGUUCCCAACUUUACUGCCUUUGAGGAUUUUCUAGUAAAAAAUUCAAAACAAAAUUCACGAAUGUGGACACAGUCUGUGUGCACUUCAAAUGUUUAAAACUGAAUAUUGUAUCCUUUCGCUUAAUUAUUUAGUCCCAUGGAGUGCACACAAUAGUUUAGGCUACUGCAAAAUUCCAUUGUUAAGGAUUUUAUUGCGCCGCGAUUAAAGGAUUGCUUUAAAUCGCAUGUACGUGUAAGAAAGAACUGGCAACACAGGAAAAUUUAUAUCCUCUCGUACGUACUGAUCUUGUUUAUCGAUAUUGCAAAUUCUAUGUUCUUUCUAUUCUGAAGUAUGUAUUUUGAGUCGAAUUUUUGGGACCAAUCAUAUAUUUUUUGUUCUUGUUUAUUUUGUCUUUCAAUAAAUCACAUCUAUCAAUAUUAUAGUGUCCCUGGUUCAGUAAAAUUUCGGUUUUAUUCCAUUAUAUUAAAUACCAUUUUAUAAAAAAAAGUAUUUUAGUACAAGAGGUUUAUCGAUGUUCUUUCUUGCACACAAUAUAAUUGUAUUGUAGCAAUAAACAAUUGAGAUGUCGAUAAGUUAUGACAGGCUGUGCAUGUUUAAUUUUCGUUAAACGAAAUACCGAGUAAAGUUCAAUAUUUAUUGAUUUAUCGUAGGUGACAUCUCGAUUGUGCAUUUUUACUACUUUAGAUUGUAGUUAGUUAACAAAUUGAUGGGGUCGAAUUCGCCGGUCGAGACUCGAAUGUACAACGUUUUUUGACAGCUGUUUGACAUGAAAUUGACCUCUACGUAGCUAUAUAUUAAAUUUAAAAUCGUGUGAACAUACAUGUGACCUCCCCUAUAUUGUCAUUUAUCGAUAUUUGAAUAUCGAUAGUCUGGUUGGUUAGUGAAUUAUGUUAUCGAGAUUUGCGAAUUAUGCAGCUAUAAAACCUUACUAAAUUUUACAGUAACUUCUAUGAUAAUCCGGAAUGUGUGUUAAAAAAUGGUCUUAUGAAUAUGAAUGAUUUUAUCGAUAACAUUAUCAGUAUUAUAACGCUGACAACCAAAACCUUUCAAAUGUGCGCCAUCUUUGUUUUAAUCAAAAUAUAUUUUUCCCAACACUCAUUCAUUUAAUCAAUAAAGAAGAUCUCUCCUUUGAAAGGUCGGUAACGUACCCACAAUUAUUUUUGGAUUAUCGAUAUUUUUGUGCGAUUUAAUUUACUUGCCGUCAUGUAACAGUAGAUCGCGAGCCGGCCUAUUACCAUAAAAUAAUCUAGAAAACAAAGAUAAAGAUAAAGAGAGCGCGUGACGUAUAGGGGAUAUGUUUCACGUUUGUGUUCACUCGUAUAUGACUGCCUUAAAAAGGAAUGACGAUUGACGAUGGUGGCCAAAGCUGAUUUUGACGAUCAUUCAUUUCCUCGUACAUUAGAUAGCUAUUUUUUUUAUUUUAUGUUCGUUAAGGCGACUCUGAAUCUUUUCUGUGUCAAAAAUAUCUACUUUCUAAAAUUUGUUAUAUUGUAAUUUAUGCAGGACAUUUUGAACGUUUUCUAUAGAAAACCUCGUUUUGAUGUAUUUUUUUAUAAUAAUUGUCUUUACAACGCCUUGAAAUAGAGUCGCCUUAACAUUUUAGUGUUAUUUUUUAUAGAAACAUCAUUAUACUUAGCGACGGUUAUGAUAGAUUUGUCGACUGUUGAAAUAUCAUUUAUCGAAUUUGUUUCCUACUGACAAAUGCUGUAUCGCGUUCGAUUGUGAUUUCAUUCGAUUUAAUUUACGUCGAAUCACCAAUCUAUGUAAACGUUAUUUUUGCAAUGAAUACGAACUGUUAAUCUCAUUUUUAUAAGUUUUCAUAUCAAUUGUUAACUGUAAUUCGAAUAGAAAUGACAAAUGUUACCGUUUAGAAGUUAUAUAUUUCCAGCCUAUCGAAUCGCAGUUUUACUCUAUGUAAAGCUAUUCUUUUUUCUCAUUAAUAACGCAUUGGACCUUCGUAAAUAAAUUCUAUCGGUAACAUGUAGAUUUUAGUUCGAUAUUUUUUUUCUUUAUAUUCUGUUGGGAAAUUCUGUGAAGUAUGUAACAGCACUUUCCAUUUUGUGUUAUAGUUUUUAAUAAUAAAAUUGUAAACGAAACGUUAGGCGCUGCUGCGGUUUCAUUGUUUGUAAGUGACGCGUUAUGGAAUAGAAUCUAACUUGUUCACGUUAGUCCAAUUUUAGGUGAUUUUGUUAAUUUAUUUUUUUAUUGUGAAAUGGAUGAUUCCGUUCCAUUACUCGAUAGUUGUCUGGUUUCCAGUUAGAGGGAAAGAGAUAGUUGUAUGAUCUUAUAAAGAAAAACUAUUUGCUUUUCUUUUAGAUAACGCUCCAUAUUUAUGAUUAAGGGUGGGUCUACCUAGUACUUAGCAAAAAUGUACAAAACAUAAUUGCAUAGCGAUUUUUACUUUGUUUGAUUAAGCUUUAAUAUUUUAAAAUAUAAUGCGGCUUAUAAAUAUAAUAUUUGAAAUGAAUCCUUCCAAGUUAUUUUAUGUCUAGUUACUCGACUUCGAUUUUUUUUCUACCUCAUGUUUUAUCGAUAAUCUAAGUUUAUCGAUAUUAAAAUUAUCAUAAUAGUUCUAUAUCGAUACGUACAUUGUUAAUAUUUAAUUUACUCGCAAUAAGUUUCUUUUUCUCUAAACUGGAGACAAACAGAUUUUGUUAUGGAAAGGUUGAUAAUGUCUCGCAUUCUACCAAAAUUUAUAAGUUACCAUUUAAUUUUCGAGUACAUUGUGUCAAAUUUAAUGGAAAUAUAUUAAUUUUAAAUUCGAGGUCAGUCACGACGUCAGUUUAAAAGUAUGUGUUUAUCAGUGCUUCCUCGUAUUGUAUUUUUAAAUCAAUUACACUAUUCUUUUCAAAUAAACUUCUAUGAAUAUUACUCUUUUAUACAAAUACAACCUUCCUAAAGUCUGUUGAUUUUUAUCUAAAUAUUCUAUGAAUAAAAUAUGUUAUGAUUUAGUUAAAUUAUAUGGUGUAUGAUUGUUGUCGAAAUAGUAAGUCUUGUGUUAUUUUAAAGAAAAACCUGUAUUUAAAUAUAUCUGUAGCCAUAAUACCGUUAGAUUGGGAUCAUGCGCCAUUUGCCUAAAGAAAUUUGAACUGUAUUAAUGUUUGUUAGCCAAAAUUGAACUCAAUAUUCAGUUGUGUUUGGUGUAAAUUUGUAAUUUUAGAUGCUGGAUAAUGUGUGUGAAAUGUGAAGACUGAAGGCAUUGUGAAUGUUGCCAGGGAUGGUGUUGGACUGAAUUGAAAUAUAAUUUUGUACUCGGAAAAAAUAAUUAUAAAGACGCAUUAUAAACCUUGAAAUAAAUAUUUUACUUCUGUA
This is a messenger RNA of Manduca sexta (tobacco hornworm), 5163 nucleotides long. It is a transcript of the gene CycJ, whose product is annotated as cyclin-J. Gene Ontology annotation, biological process: mitotic cell cycle phase transition; regulation of cyclin-dependent protein serine/threonine kinase activity. Lineage: Eukaryota; Metazoa; Arthropoda; Insecta; Lepidoptera; Sphingidae. The coding region runs from base 284 to 1570 and encodes 428 amino acids. The transcript has 6 exons. Gene Ontology annotation, molecular function: cyclin-dependent protein serine/threonine kinase regulator activity. Gene Ontology annotation, cellular component: cytoplasm; cyclin-dependent protein kinase holoenzyme complex; nucleus. The record is from RefSeq and is a predicted model, not a curated record.